GGCAGACACAGCCCGGCCCACGACCACCAUGCCAGACUUGAGCGUGUCGCGACAAGAAGUCCUGGCCAGGCAACUGAACAAGCCUAUACCGGUCAACGGCAUCCAGCCGCGAGUGCCCCUGGAUUUUCAGCAUGACAAGCAAAAGCUGACCGUAGCCAACAGUCUCUUCCAGUGCGUCAUCAAGGGAAACGUCAACAAGGUCCGCCAUCUACUAAGUCGCGGUGCCAGUCUGACCCUGAAGAAUGACUACGGUUUCAGUCCGCUGGUGGCGGCGCUUCAUGUGGAGGACGAGAACAAGCGGAAGCGGAUGUUCGCCCUGCUGCUGGAGAGAGGAGCUUCCUACAAGGCCCGGGACGAGAGGCACGGCCGGACAGUGCUGCACUGGGCAUGUCUGCUGGGACAGGCCGAACAGGUGACGACCCUCCUGGAAGAGACUGCCGGCGACAUGAACCUCCAAGACAAAGACUCGGAAGGUUACAGCGCGCUACACCAUGCCGUCCGAGUGGGCAGCCGUGCUAUCGUGGACACGCUGGUGGACUAUCACGUCCGUUUCGGCAUUUCGGUGGACCAAGUGGACAACCUGGGACUCACCCCAUACCUGCACGCUCGUCGGUUGGGCUAUCGUGACGUUGCGAGCGCAUUGAAGGACAAAGGCUUGGCCUCGGUGGGUCAUGGUGACAGUUUGUUCCGCUCGCCGCGAGAGUGGUCACAGAUCGGGAAGUUUGAGAGGAAAAGGGCAAUUGAGCUGCAGACAGUGGAGGAGAAUAACGUGGCCAAGAUCCUAGGUAAGCCACAGCUGGUCACCUCGCCCAGAUGGGCUGUCCCAGGCAUUGUCCUACCUAGUUAUCGGCCCUCUGUGGACGGGAGGAGAGCAAUGAGGGCGGGUCGGAAGGGGCCAGGCAUCCGUCAUAUUUCUGUGUCACUCCCGUCCCUAGCAGAGGCUUGUGAAGCUAACCAGAACGGUGAGGGACGCCCGCUGUCUGCCGGGAGGGUUGGUCCCGAUGCCGAGUCAGGGUCGGGGGAAGGCCCUGAUAAACCUGGGCCACCCACUCUGGCCUUUGCCGAAGAUCAAGCCACUAUAGGCCAAGGUCAGAACACCUCAGUUCAUGGUCUUAGCAUGACCAAUGGCUCUGGUUCCAAGUCCUCUUUGAAAUCCUCUGACCACGGGAGCAAUCAGACUCGACAGUUUUCUACACAUGACCCAUCCAAAAUAGCGGGAUCCCAAAGAACUUCAGGUCAACCCGGCUACUCACAUCACGGAGUCCCCAACUCAACACUCACUCUGGGCGGACCAUCCAACGCACACGCCCUCGCCUACAGUUUCUCUGGGAGAGGUCAAGGACUAAUGAAGGGUCACCCUAGUCCCGGGGACAAUCUGAUGAGACAAGGCGCAGGGGUCACGUUCGCCUCACCUGGGAGAACAGAGCCCAACAUGGCGGCACUGACACUUCUGGAGCAGUCGUCAUUCUCCAAAGGUAAAACAGCCCAGCACUUCCAUCACAGCCAGUUCGACACGUCCAAAGAGGCAGAGUACAAGCACAUGCUGGGAAACCUCAGCAGCAUCAUGGACGUCCUGUCUCAGCAGCAGACCAAGUCUUUCCGGAAAUCAGUGGAGGUGAAAAAGCCGGAGACACCGCCCAAAAUCAAGAAGAAAAACAAAGUGUCUUCUCUCGCUAUCAUAUUUGGGCGCGGCGGGAGAAAAAGUCCUAAACGAGGAAAGCACGGUAAAUCCCCACAGUCUUCUGCUUCCAAGCACGGCGGUAAAAACAAAGGAAGCACUGCUUGCAAGUCCAGCCAGUCUGCAAAGCGGAAAUCUGGUCAAGCGGCAGGAGAAAAGAGCAUGGGCAAAAUGAACAAACUCCCGGUACCAACCAUCAAAAUAAACUGACGAACAAACUAUCGGUACCUACCACCAUCAAAAUAAAUUGACAAACAAACUAUCGGUUCCUAACAUCAAGAUAAACUGACAUGCUCUUUGUUAGGAAACGACAAACUUCCAGACCUAUCGUUAUGUGAGAAUAACGUAUUUUGUGUUGGUCAACAGGAAACUUUUGAUAGCUACCAUAUCUAGCUACACUUUUAUAUAAUCUUAUCCUUGAUCGUGCACUCUGAUGUAUUUCCGGUUCUCUAUUAAUGCACCAUCUGACUCAGUUUGAUCCAAAUGAAAAGCUAAA
Molecule: messenger RNA, 2174 nt
Organism: Aplysia californica (California sea hare)
Lineage: Eukaryota; Metazoa; Mollusca; Gastropoda; Aplysiida; Aplysiidae
Molecular function (GO): protein binding
Source: RefSeq, a predicted model, not a curated record